Messenger RNA from Aspergillus calidoustus, 1224 nucleotides. The record is from the annotation of a GenBank genome assembly. NCBI's taxonomy places the organism in Eukaryota, Fungi, Ascomycota, Eurotiomycetes, Eurotiales, Aspergillaceae.
AUGGCCGACAAAACACCCUUUCGCGUCAUCAUCGUCGGCGCGGGCGCCGUCGGACUCUACCUAGGAUACGCCCUGGGUCUCGCCAACAUCGACUAUGUGAUCCUCGAGAGGAAAGAGUCGGCCGCCGCGGGGAUGCGCAACAAGAAGCGGACGGACGGCUUCACGGGGAAUGUCCUGACGACAGCGCGGUUUCCAGAGUUCAUGGAGCGGAGACAUGGGUACCCUUUCGUCCCCAUCGUGCGUUGCGACCUGCCCCGCAUUCUGUACCACAAUCUCCCCGACAAAGAAACCCGCAUCAAAACCUCGUCUGAAGUCGUCGCUAUCGAAACACACUCGACAGGCGUACAGGUCCACCUCAAGACUGGGGCCGUCGAGAAUGGGUCUCUUGUCAUUGGGGCGGACGGCGUGCAUAGCAAGAUCCGAUCGGAGCUGGAACUGUUGUACAAAGCUGCCACAGGCACUGACGCGAAUGUCGCUCCCAUGAUGGCCAACUUCAAUGGGGUUAUCGGUCGGGCGUCAAACGAAGACCUGCGCACCGAGCAAAACGUCUUAUCGAGACUCGCGGCACGGCGACAGUCAUUCAAUGGGGAGGUACACUUUGCCACCAUCACACCGGUGCCUGAUCCAAAGCCCGCGGUGCGGCAGCGUGUCACAAUGCAGGACGUCGAGGACCAUGCGGCUUCACUUGGUCACGUUGUUGUGUGUCGCGGGGUGACUUUUAAAGAUCUCUGGGACAACACCGGCAAAAACACCUUGUGGAAGCUGAAUCAGGAAGGACUCCUCACGCGCUGGCACCACGAUCGCAUUGCCCUCGUUGGCGACGCCGUGCACAAGAGCACCAGCCAGAAUGGCCUUGAAUUGAAUUUGGGGCUACAAUCAGCAGCCAGUCUCGCAAACGAGCUGCAGUCACUUCUGGAAAGGGAUCCCUUGCCAGUUACGAGCGCAAUCGACCAGGCGUUUUCGCGAUACCAACGCACGCGCGAGGAGGAAGUGCAGUUUAUUCUGAGAAUGGGUCGCAAAAUGGUCCGUGAUUCUGCAAGCAAGUCGUGGGGCACUUGGCUGUGGACUCGACUGAUGCUGCCGUGGCUGGACAUUGAAUCUUUUGGAUAUGGCAUCAUUACGUCGUUGAUGAUGAUCCGGCAAGGGCUCGUCUUACUGUAUGUGCCUUUUAUUGGAAAACAGGGGUCCAUGGCCUGGAAAAACAAGCCGCUUCCGGCGCUUUGA